Suillus plorans is the source of this 2823-nucleotide messenger RNA. RefSeq lists its product as uncharacterized. The record is from RefSeq and is a predicted model, not a curated record. The transcript has 9 exons. Lineage: Eukaryota; Fungi; Basidiomycota; Agaricomycetes; Boletales; Suillaceae. The coding region runs from base 1 to 2823 and encodes 940 amino acids.
AUGACGCUGGAAGAAAAACGUGCACUCGAGGCGCUGCAAGAGCGUAAUGAUGAUAACAUCAUGUUCGAUGGGUUCAAUGGUGACGACGAUUUCGGAAGUAGUGUGUUGGACGGAUCAGAGUCAGUCAACAUUAGCCAUGCAGGUGGGGAGCUGCAUGAACUCACCAGGCAAUUAAUCAGUGACUUCUGGAAAGGAAAUUCGCAGACCCGUGGUCAUCGAGCUGACUAUAGGACCAGGCGUGACAGAACUAGGCGUCGCACGGAAGCCUUUGACCAGCAAAUGUCAGCACUAACACGUGCCUACCUGGACUGGAAUCUUGCUAAUGGUGGUUCGGACGGUCGGGGGUUCUUCUCACAGUAUCGAGACACAUGUGGUACAUUUGGAACAAUGGUCGACGCAAAUGCAGGAUCGAUUAUCAUCAACGUUGUGGAUGUGUUUUACGCUGAAAGGCUACCUCUAACUAUUCUAUCGACUGACUCUUUCAUAGCUUCAGCACUCGUCCGGCAAGGUGUCGUCCCGUGUUCACCAAUCAGCCCAUCAACUGGGGUUACAAUGCAAGCCCUCAAUUUUUAUCAUAUUGCACGCCAGCGCAACCCGCACUUCUCUAUUCAGGCAUAUGUGAAAACGCUAUGUGACCUACAAGGCGUUCAAUUUCACCCAUAUCUUUCACGCCAAUUCUCGAUCGCGCUUGACGUGUACUUGCAGAUUCUCUCUAACGUCAAAUCACUGGUCCACGAAGCCAUCGGACGCAGUAAUUCUAACUGGCGUCUGAUGCACGCGUGCCCAGCAUGUACUUACACGCUCAAAGAUGAAGACACUUUAAAAUUCCGUCUACUCUAUACGAUGGACGGCAACGACUCGCUCAAGCGAGUGCUUAAAAAGGUUGUGCGGGAUGACUCUGAGUACCUCGAUGACGACAACGACAUUCCUCUACCAAGGUCUGCCGAGCUACCUUCUACACAAUCUGUGGGUGGUGACCGGUACUUAACGAGGGACUACGUAAAUAGCUUCGCUGGUGAUUCUUCAGUCGACAUGCUAUCAGUCGACGACAAGGAAAAUCCAUGCGCUGGACGUUGGAACAACAUGAAGGACGAAAAAACCAGAAGAAUGUGGGGUGUGUUUGAUGAGUCUGGAAUUUUCAUGGCUGUCUGUCGCCAUGGAUUCUCUCUUGUUAUCGCGGACAUGGUUCAAAGCGGCGAACAAUCCAAGUAUCCUUUGGCAGUUGUAUCAAAACUCCUCGAGGUUUUCGGCAAGGACUUAGGCGGUGGCUAUGAUAUUGGCUGUAGGUUCAAGACUACUCUCAAUCGAAGUGUGCUGGGUCAGUCUGCGCGUGAGCUCAACCAUACAUCACUCGUCGGUGCUUUUCACGGACACGCCCACAAACGCUUGUGUCAACUUGAUCAUCUAACUACAUACGUCAAAGGUCUAGGACUUGAAGAUCUCGAGGGCUGCGAACGAACGUUCUCAAAAUCGAACGCACUCGCAUCUUCGGUCCGUUAUUCAAGUAUUUUUCACCGACGCCAAGCUAUCGCGAAUUAUUUUCAGCAUACUGAUGACUUCGAAGUAUACGCCAAUCUUUCUACGUUCCUAUAUAACAAUUAUAAACAGGCCCUCUGUAUUCUGCACGACGGACAGUCAACGCUUCCGCAACUCAUGCGUGAGCUUGGCAUCACCAACGAUAGCGUCUUCGAAAACUGGCUGGUCGAGGAACGUGCUUACCUAAUGUCGUUGAACCAGGAACCAAAACACGAAACGUUACAAAUGGAAUACUGGCAGAAGCUUGUCAACAUGACUGCAAGCAAGAAAGACCUGGAUGUUGCCAGUGCGCCUUGGAGCAUAUCCACACCAUCCAGUGCAUCGUUUGGAUCACGUGAUAUCGCUACGACUAUCAGAAUCGAAACUGCACGUCGGCAUGCCAUCGAGAACUAUGAGAAAGAUCUCAAAGUUGUCCAAGAGCUUGAAGUGAAGCUCGGGGUGACUCGUCGAUGGACGCCGGAUGAUAUCGAAUGGAAGGAUGCGGGUCGCCUUGUAGCAAAUCGGAAGUUUCAGCGGGCCCUGGACUCUUUGGAAGGUUUAGUAGUUGCUCGUAUCUUUGAGCUAUCGAAGAUGAACCGUGCGGGGACAGGCUACAAACUACGAAAACACAUUGGGAGAGCUUUGCAGGCUCGCUCUGCAGCUAUUCGGACGGCACUCGACCGCUAUAACACUGCAGCACGUGCCCUUUCACCACCUCGUCCAUCUCUUUCCUGGGACGAGGUCGUUGAAUAUGCAUUCCUCUCCGACUUUGAUCUUCUUCGAGAUGCCCGCCAAGAUGUGUCUCAACAUGCCUGGGCCACCCCCACCGGUCGUUUAGCCAUGGAUACGUACUACAAGAUGCAACGCGCACGAGAAGAGGUUCAGCGACUCAAUAUCGAGGUCAAGAGAAUGGUCACGUACCUUCGAGACGAGGACUUAUACCUACGCGAGUGUGACAAACAACUUCGAACCAUCCAUCCUGCACUUGCAUAUCAAGUUAGCGUCCAUCGUAACAUUUACGCUCGCUUCACUGAACACCAUUUUCGCCGUCUAGUCAGCAUGGGCAAGCUACAUGGCUUUACAGGAUCGCUGUCACCUGGAGUCAGCAGCGAAGAAUCACCUGGGGCAAGUGGCAGUGCACCUGCUGUGUGUAUCCCUGCUCGUCUGCUGGUCCCAGUGGUUCCUGUCGUUACAGAAAAUGUGGAAGAUGGUAUAGCGGAUCUGGAUGACGAGGAGGGUGCGGAAGUUGAUGGGGAAGAGCAGUCGCGCAUUCUUGAGGACAUUCUCCAGGUUACCUUUGAUGUUUAA